AUGGGGAAGACGCUGGUUAUUACAUGUGGCGACAGGGUGCUCAGCAUUCCUCAUAGCAAAACCACAAGUAGCCUGCAAGUCUGCUCACACGAGGAGGCCAACACUAAGAUCUUGUUUCACCUUGCAGACUGUGCACAUGAAGGUUUGAAAAAGAUUUUGAUCCCAAUCACAGAUACAGAAAUCCUUCUCUUAGCAGUUGGUUGUUUUCAGUCUACAGCUGCCAAGAAAUCUGGGAUGCGUCAGGAAAAGGAGUGGGACAGCAUAGGACAUGGCGCUCUGGAGGAGUUUGGAUAUACAACAAGGCGUCCACCACCUAGACCCAGCGGAGACACUUCAUGUUUCCCCGGUGAAGUGCGUCUUCUACUUGAGAGUGGCAACGCAGUGUUCAUUGAAAACGUCAGGGCAGGACAAAGAAUAUUAACAGUUCAAAAUGGUCGGCGUGUAUUUUCUGAAGUAAGAACGUUCUUAAAACGACUACCCAACAAGAAUGCUACAUACCUAACACUGACGACGGAGCAAGGUAAUCACGUGACGAUGUCCGACAAUCAUCAGAUUUUUGUGUCAACAACAAACAAGUCAACUGACAUGCAAUCUGGACGUGCGAUCUCUGUAAGACAAGGAGAUUACAUUUUCACAACAAAAUCCUGCAAUAAGGACCUGUGUCCUGAGCGAGUCAUCCAAGUGUCUGUUAGCUUGAAACAAGGCCUGUAUGUGCCUAUAACAGACGCAGGAACUCUUGUAGUUGACGGAAUAUUCGCGUCAUGCUAUUCACUCGUUCCACACGAUCUGGAGCACCUCUUGGUGACCCCGUUCCGCUGGUUUCCUUGGUUACUGCACCCAUGGCAAGAGGACGGCUAUAGUCCAAUAAUGUCCAGUUUGGAAUAUUUAGCUCUCAGGUUUCUCCCCGAGGGUCUUUUUCAAUCUGGACUCUAAACGGAGGUUCGGAUUAAAAUAGCAUUCGGAUAAGCUACAUCUUUGUAACGGAACCGUAUUAAACCUGAUA
Messenger RNA from Gigantopelta aegis, 1003 nucleotides. RefSeq names its product desert hedgehog protein B-like. The record is from RefSeq and is a predicted model, not a curated record. The coding region runs from base 1 to 933 and encodes 310 amino acids. Gene Ontology annotation, molecular function: calcium ion binding; patched binding. The transcript is spliced from 5 exons. Lineage: Eukaryota; Metazoa; Mollusca; Gastropoda; Neomphalida; Peltospiridae. Gene Ontology annotation, biological process: cell fate specification; protein autoprocessing; intein-mediated protein splicing.